GCUUGGAUACUGCUCAAAGUUUGCGGAAGUUUAGUUUUUACAGCUAACGUGCAAAGUGGAAGUUCCCCGUCAGGAGGCUAAAAUCAAAAACACGUGAUUGUUUUUGUUGUACUUCAAUAGAUGGACCUCCGUUCUGAGAAAAUACAGCGGAUCCUCUCCAAGUACAAAUUCCACGAUGUUGCUGUUGAGGAGCUGCAGAAGAUUUAUCGAAUCUACCCUGAGAUGAUGCCAUCCACAGGGACAUACACAUUCAGUGACAACACCCAAAAAGAUCUCCUGAAAUUAAUUGGCAACGUCCCUGUGAAUUAUGGCGGCCGCCCCUACAACAUUCCCAUUCAGCUGUGGUUGAUGGACUCCUUCCCCUUCACCCCUCCCAUAUGCCUCCUGAGACCCACCUCCAACAUGGUCAUCAGAGAGGGCAAACAUGUCGACAAGGAGGGGCGGCUCCACCUGCCCGGCCUGCACAACUGGGAUUAUCCCAAGUCCACCGUGGUAGGUCUUCUGACUGAGAUGAUUUCCAAGUUUGAGGAGGACCCUCCCCUAUCCUCAAAGACGACAGUAGACAAUAAAGACCCCCAUGAGCUCCUGGCAUUUGUUUCUAAUCUCCAGAUCAAUGAUGGUGAGAGAACACAUGAUCAACAGAAUAUCAAAGUGUCUGUUAUCGGGGGAGGAGAUUUAGGAAUGUCAUCGGUGAUGAGCAUUUUAUCAAAGUGUAAAGUGGACAAACUUGUUUUCAUUGACGUCGCUGAGAGCUCCACAAAGGGCGGCAGCACAGAUCUAGAGAUUUUCAGUCUGCCGAAGGUGGAGGUAUCCAAAGAUUUGUCAGCCUCUGCGGGCUCCAGGGUCGUCGUGGUGACCGCGAACUCAUGGAGCAGCGAGCAGUCGUACGCGAGCGUGGUCCAGAAUAAUGUGGACAUGUACAGAGGGAUCAUUCCAACUGUAGCACAGCUCAGCCCCAACGCAGUAAUGCUUAUCGCCUCACAGCCAGUGGACAUCAUGUCCCAUGUUGCCUGGAGACAGAGUUGCCUGCCUCCGACACAUGUGAUCGGAGCGGGGUGUAACCUGGACUCAGAGCGUCUCAGUCACAUCCUGGACAUUAACCUGAACACCCACAAACCAGCCUGGGUCAUAGGAGAACUUUCAGACAACAAAGUUGCCGUGAUGAGUAAAACUGGGCAUAGCUCCAAUGUGCAGCCGGAGAUCGCAGCAGGAUCCAGCUCAACCAAACCACUGUUAGACAGAGCGUUUGAGAUGAUGAAUCGCGGUCAGCGCUCAUGGUCUGUCGGUCUGUCCAUCGCUGACAUCACUAACAGUAUCCUGACAAAUAAAAUGAAGACACACUCUGUCUCCACGCUGGCUCAGGGCUGGGGUGGAAUAGGUGCAGAGGUGUUUCUCAGCUUGCCGUGCAUCAUGGGAACAAACGGUUCCAUGCGCCUGGCCGGGGUGUCUCUGGGACAGGAGGAAGACUCCAAACUGAGGGAAAGUGUCACCUCGCUUUCUAACCUCAUCAGCCAGCUGAGGAUAUGAAGGAUGUGAUCCUAGUCCCAGUUUGGGAGACGGCUAACCAGUUAGCUAACUAUUACUAGGAUUUUGAAGUUAAUGACAAAACUGCUAAAAUAUGUAUGUCAUAAUGUCUGUGUAUUUAAGGUGGGUUAAUAUCAAUGUACAGAUUUUGUAUUUAAAUUCACUCCAGAGGUUACUCAUUGUGUCUCAAAGUUUGCAAUAACACUCCAAAUGAAUGCACUGUUAUAUUUUUGGAAAGCCAUGAAAUUCUAUGUAAAAACAUUAAAAGUAGAGUGAUGUUUUUAACAACUAUAUUUUUGUUGAAUUUGGCGGCUUGUUUACCAAAGAUUUGGAGAUUAUGCUUAUUUUUGUUGUCACCCAUUAAUUAAAUAAUUACUUUGAAAAUCAGGGUGUCGUCAGAUAAAAUGCAUGUUUAUUACACUGCAGCUCAUAUUUUAAUAUACUUAUUAGCGGUCUUUUUGCUCUUUCUGUAUUUAAUGCAAUAAGCUCAAGUGAUGUUAUAUUUAAAUCUUUGUUCUGUUGUUUCCUUUGUGUGAAACACUUUGCAUCUAAAACAUGUACAGGAAGACUACACCAUUGUGUGGGUGUGCAAUAAAUGUCUUAAACCA
This is a messenger RNA of Trematomus bernacchii (emerald rockcod), 2132 nucleotides long. RefSeq names its product UEV and lactate/malate dehyrogenase domains (gene uevld). The record is from RefSeq and is a predicted model, not a curated record. Gene Ontology annotation, molecular function: oxidoreductase activity, acting on the CH-OH group of donors, NAD or NADP as acceptor. The transcript has 12 exons. Bases 121 to 1527 code for a protein of 468 amino acids. NCBI's taxonomy places the organism in Eukaryota, Metazoa, Chordata, Actinopteri, Perciformes, Nototheniidae. Gene Ontology annotation, biological process: carboxylic acid metabolic process; protein transport; protein modification process.